AUGGCUCCCGACGCUGAGGUUGCGGGCACCCAUGGCCCAGUCAAGGCACAUACAACUUGGGUCAAUAUUCUCACGAUCCUCGCAGCAGCAACCGCCAGUUUCAAUUUUGGCUAUUCCAACAAUGCUAUCGCUGGAACUCUGGCGCAAACCUCCUUUGGCGCAUACUUCUUGACCGUCGAUCCUACAUCUCGUGUAGGAGGGAUGCUAGGAGCGUUUUUCGGCGGAGGCUUCAUUGGCUGCAUCCUCCAAAGCCCGCUUUCUUCUCGUCUUGGUAGACGACCAUGUAACAUGACGGCGGCUGUGAUUAUCAUGAUAGCCGCAGCCCUCCAAGCCGGCAGUGUUCACCUCGCAAUGUUCCUCGUGGCACGUUUCUUGAACGGCAUCGGAGCUGGUAUGAUCAUCGCCAAUACCCCUGUCUACAUGAGCGAAAUUUCACCAGCCCACACGCGAGGUGUCCUGGUCAGCUUCCAGGGCAUUGCCAUCACUGGGGCGUACAUUGUGUCAUCUCUCUUUGCGUUUGGGUUCCACUUUGUUGACCACGCCUAUCAAUGGCGCCUGCAAUAUGUGAUUCUGACUGCUUUCGCGGUGCUCUUGGUGGUAACCAUGUACUUUAUUCCUGAAAGCCCUAGAUGGCUCAUGGACAAUGGGAGAGCCGACGAGGCUUGGGCAGUUCUCCGAAAGCUGCAUAGGUCGAAGAGCGAUCCCGAGGCGCGACUUGCACGUCUGGAGUAUAUUCAGAUCAAGGCACAGAUUGAAGAGGAGAAGUCCCUGCCAUCUGGCUAUUGGCACAUUUUGUCCAAUGCUUCCACCCGGAAACGGGCGAUCUGUGGGGCGAUGGUCUGGUUGAUGGGGCAGUCGACCGGUAUUGUCGUGAUUGCAAACUUUGCACCCCAACUCUUCGCAGGACUCGGCUUCAGCAACGAACUUCAACUCGGACUUUCAGUGGUCUGGGUCACAGUAUGCGCCGUCGGAACAUGGCUUAGUGGUCUGCUCAUUGAGCGCAUCGGUCGAGUGAAGCAACUUGCUCUGGGUGGCUACUUGUGCUCCGCGUGCCUCGUCGUUGAAGCCGUUCUCCAGAAAUACUACAUUGGAACGGCCAAUGGAGCCGGUCUCCGAGCAGCUACUGCGAUGUAUUUUGUUUUCGUCUUCCUCUUCGGACUCUUGAUUGAAUGCCCUGGCUACACCUACAUCGUUGAGAUUUGGCCAACACAUCUCCGGAGUGAGGGCGCCACAAUCGGCUUCAUGUCUUUCUUCCUGACGACGAUUGCAUAUAACAGCCCAGCGGCGGAGGCGUUUGCAACGAUUGGGUGGAGAUAUUACUUUGUGAUGAUCUCGGUUUGUCUUGUGUCUAACACAUUUCUUCUCUGGUACUGCCCCGAGACUGCCGGUUUGACUCUCGAAGAAAUUGCAGCCAAAUUCGGGGACCAUGUUGCCAUAGAGAUCAAGAACAUUGAUGUUGAUCUGGUCGACAUGGAGAAAUCUAAGAAUAAGCACGUGGAAACUACAGGGCUAUAG
This is a messenger RNA of Exophiala bonariae, 1515 nucleotides long. RefSeq lists its product as uncharacterized. Bases 1 to 1515 code for a protein of 504 amino acids. Gene Ontology annotation, cellular component: membrane. Lineage: Eukaryota; Fungi; Ascomycota; Eurotiomycetes; Chaetothyriales; Herpotrichiellaceae. Gene Ontology annotation, molecular function: carbohydrate:proton symporter activity. The transcript has 6 exons. The record is from RefSeq and is a predicted model, not a curated record. Gene Ontology annotation, biological process: carbohydrate transport; transmembrane transport.